CGAAGCUUCAUUGCCAAUUGGAUGACGAAACAGUUCGCUACCGCCAGCAGCUAAAGUUGAGAGCCAACGGAAAAAUCCAUAAAUUGAUUGAAGAAGCAGAAGAAGCUUGGAAAAAACUCCGGAAAAUGCUGCUGCCCAAGGUCAAAACAGGUGGCAUCUGGAGCUGUCGCCAGCUCUGGGAUUUGUUAAUGUCACCAAUAUCACCUCGCAACUUGCGCACCACAGCUCUGCUGACUAGCAUCUACCAGAUGCUCAUUGCUCAUGCUAUACUUUUCAUGGUGAUGCUCUGUCUAUCGCAUGCGGAGCAAAUGCGUCAUCUGCUCGAUUUGGAUAUUCUGGAUCAGAAGGACAGCGGAUUCUACAACAUGUCACCAUUUCACAAUGAUAUGCGCCUCAAAACCGCGGCUCAACUGGCGGAUGCUACCGAAAAUGCACUCUAUGUAUUGGCAGGAAUUACCAUCGCUUAUGCCCUGAGCACCGUAUCCUUGUUCUUUGGCGUGUUCAAGAAUAAACCUGGUCUAAUUAUACCCUGGCUGGUGUUCGAGUUUCUGGGUCUGAUUGCCCUUGCCGUUUUUGUAUUUAUGCUAAAGGAUACCAAAUUGACCAUGAUAUUUGGCGGGCAGGACUCCUAUUUUAUCAUCUGUUAUACGCUGAUCUGCAUAGAUGGCAUCAAGUGGUAUGUAAUGCACAGCUUCUAUCAAAGUCUACGCACAAUGAACAAAUUGCGAGAGAUUGCAACAGUUGCUAUACCCUGCCCUGCCCCGGGCGCUCUUUCUUCGCAGGUACCCUAUCAGUUCCGCAAGGAGCACAUGUAUUUGGGCAGCAACGGCUACAAACAUAUUCUGACUGAGUCCCCGGAUGGCCAGGGUUAAAUACGGCAGUCACUAUAAAACGCUUCGACGAAUUCAUCAUACCCUCCCAAUCCCCAACGUCAUCGAACUUCCAGCAUCAAGUGUCUUAAAAUUUGUUUCCAAUUUCUUUUAUUUUUCAUUAGUUUAAUCAGCGUUAUUGGAACGUGUGUGAUAUGGAUAAAGAGGAACUGAGAGAUAACUAUUUUAGAUAGAUGCAGCGCAAAAAGGGUUAUGCACACAGAUACACUAUAUUCUUAUGGCAAUAUAUACACAACACAUAUACAUAACCCGACCCGACCCCUAGCAAUUUAUUAUAGUAUGCUAGAUACUCAUUAACUAUUUUCAAUGUAGAGCGCUUACAAUUAAAUAUUUGAUCUAAAUGUUUAGUAGCUGUAGACAAUUUAACUUUAUUUAAAUAAACAUAAAAAUAUUCAUGUGUUAAA
This is a messenger RNA of Drosophila virilis, 1294 nucleotides long. Lineage: Eukaryota; Metazoa; Arthropoda; Insecta; Diptera; Drosophilidae. The record is from RefSeq and is a predicted model, not a curated record.